Schistosoma intercalatum is the source of this 1312-nucleotide messenger RNA. Lineage: Eukaryota; Metazoa; Platyhelminthes; Trematoda; Strigeidida; Schistosomatidae. The record is from the annotation of a GenBank genome assembly.
AUUUGUUUGAAUCAUUUGAACAUGCUUCUCGUUCCAGCCGUACAUGUUUUACUUAAUAAGUGUGGGCAAUACUUAGUGUUUUCCUUUUUUGUUCUUGAAGUUCUUUUGUAUGUAUACAAAUCUUAUUACCUUCAUUUCGGAUCAAGUGCCUGUGUAGAGGAGUUGUUUAUAUUGUUUGGUUGGUUGGUCUCAGAAAUCGCUAAACAUUUUUUCGGUUCUUUAAUAUUUGACCCUAACGGUAUUUCCAAACCGGCGUAUAUUUCCAGCCUUGUGUUUUACAUUCCUUCGGCUUUAGGUGGCACAUUCUUUUUGUUCUGGCAGUCGUUUGUUACACAAAUAGAAGUCGUCACCUGUUCUACUCUCUUGUGUUUCAACUGUCUUCAGUUCAUUACAUCCAUAGUGGUUAUAAUCCCUAACAGAAAAAACCCAAACUGAAAUAUCUGAGGUAGACCUUUGCUAGCUACCUAACCGCAUGUCAUCUCACUGUGACUCUUCAUUCCCCGCUCUUGAUUGUAAUUAUUUUUCUUCGUAUAACCUUAUUGUUGCUUGUGUUGGUGUCGGCAAUGUAGCCCAACUUGCUUGUGAUCUCUUAAUCUAUAACUUAGGUUGUGAUGUUAUUAGUAGUUUAAAUUUUGAGUACUGCCCAUCCGUAGUCGGUAUCAAUCCUUACCGAUUGCCUGGAGAUGUUCAUGAUUUGAUGACAACUUCACAGAUUUAUGCUAAUCCCGAACUUCAGCUAGCUGUGUUACAAAUUCGAGCCCCUCCCUUCACCGGUUCCAAACGAAAGCAUGUCAAGGAGCUUGUGACCUUCCUGAAAUCUAUGAAGUUUAAAACUGUGGUUUUACUUUCAAGUAGCUUUGCGACUAUUCUUAAAGAUGAGGAGCUAAACUCAGCACCACUGCAGUAUGCUUUGUCGUCGUCAUUCUGCGCUUCUGAUCGUAAACGCUUUGAUGAACUGAAUUGGUAUCCCCUUAAGACGUACAGUGACCACCUAGAUUGUCAAUUAUCUGUUGUUUAUUAUUUACCUGGGUGUGGAAUUGCAAGUUAUUUAUUUGAAGAAUUACUCAAACAUGAAGAGAUAUCUGCUUGUCUGUUAAAUCUUUUUACAUCUGAAGGCGAUAACAGUGGCGAUGCACUUUAUGUUGUGCAGCAUUUGAAUAAGUGGUUACAAUUCAAAGCACAACACGGAGUUAAAGACACAAGUUUUCAAUGGUCUCUCCCCCCCUCUUGGAGCUAUUUGUUUGGAACUGAUCCUGUUGAUGAAUUGUAUUAGACUUUUAUUAAAUAUUUACAAAAGAUUAGUUUUCUGGCA